AUUUUUUUUCCAGCCCCCAGACUCCGCGAGACCGGGUCCGGGAAGCGGGAGUUUCGUCCAUUGUUCCUCCUGACCAAGAUUGGCGCCUCCGCAAUGGCCGCUCCCCGUCGCAGCUUCUCCUGCGAAUCCGCCACCCAAACCCUAGAGUGGAUGAACGCCAUUGCCGUUUUCCUCCGGCCCUUCAAGCCGCUCCUCGACGCCCACGUUGUCAAUUUCUUCAAGGAUAGGUUGUGGGAGAUGGUUGAUGAGCAGUGGAUGGAAUGCCUUCGGAAAGAAUCGGUAGAAAAUCUCUUGAAAUUACCCUCUGGAUUCGUCCAGGACUAUUGGCCCCAUUCCCUUCAAGAAUUUAUAUGCACUUUGAGGUCUCUUGUCUUUGCUCGAGAACCAAAAUUGUCACAUCCGUUCUUGUGUAAUUUGCAUGUGGCGUCACUUGGUAGUGUUCUUACUCAAGGCAUGAGUUUGAAGAAAAAGCAUGAAGUGGAGAUUUUAGCUGCAGUCAUCAGCAAAGUAGCCAGUGGUUCUGGAGCUCAGACAAUUAUUGAUGUUGGUUCUGGUCAGGGAUAUCUUGCACAGGCAUUAUCAUUUGAAUAUCAGCUUUCUGUUACAGCAAUAGAUGCUUCUUUGCACCAUGCAACUGUUACCAAUGCUCGUGCUGAGAGAAUCAAAAAGCAUUAUGCAGCUAAAAUUGCAGGAAGCCAACAUCUCAAGGUUCCUCGAACUGUCACUUGCCAUGUUCUUUCAAGUGACAUAUUGACAGCUUUAAGCACUGUCUCAUUACAUGAAGAAAAUGUUGAGCAGUCAACAGACACUAAUAAUAGUCUAGAAAAUGAUGUUCUGGAGAAUUUGAAAUCACAUAUAGGAAAAGCAAGUUAUUUAUAUAAUAACAGAAAAAUUGGACCUCCAUUGGUUCUUGCUGGACUUCAUGCUUGUGGAGAUCUUUCCGUGAACAUGCUUAGGACCUUUGUGGACUGCGAACAAGUGAAAGCAGUUGUUGGUGUUGGUUGUUGUUACAACUUACUAUCUGAAGACCAUGCUGAGAAGACCAACACCCCAUGUGGUUUUCCAAUGAGCAGGGCUGCUAAAUUAUCUGGGUUAACCCUUGGAAAAAAUGCACACGAUCUUGCUUGUCAGAGUGCAGAGCGAUGGAGAAGUCUUACUAAAGAUGAUGCACUUCAAAAUUUUGAUGUACAUACCUUUCGUGCUGCCUUCCAAAUGGUUCUUGAUAAAUACUUUCCAGAUGUCUUAACAUCAAGCCCAUCAAUUGGUCGAAAAGGGAAAGCUCUACGUCGCCAACGAAUGAGACAAGUUAUUGAAUCUAAGUUGGGUACAAAAGGAUGCAAUACCGUUCCUUUCUUUACGUUCAAACAACAAUGCAAGUCUGCAGCUGGUUCAUUGACCAUGAAGACUGAUGAACUUGAAGUGGUUGAUGGAUGUUACAGCAAUAUGGCACUAAGAGCAUUUUUGAUAUAUGCUGCAGUUGAUGCAUGUACCACCUUAGAAGAACUUCCACAGUCCAGCUCUAGCUCUGAUGUCAGAUGCCUAGAAACUACUGUUGAGAAAACUGAUAACUAUUUGCUUUUUAAAGAAUUCAGCAUGUCUGGACUAAGUCGCCUUGGCUGUGGCCCUUCAGAAGACAUCAAUCUCCUUGAAAUAUGGAAAGAGGCUCAACCUUUCGCUGAAUUUGUAGGUCCUUUUUGGUCUCUGCGAGCUGCUCUAGGGCCACUGGUAGAAACUUACAUUUUGCUUGAUAGGUUGUUGUUCCUUCAAGAGCAAGGCAAUUCAGUGGAGGCAUUCUUGUUCCCUCUAUUUGAUCCUACAAUAUCACCAAGGAAUGUGGCUAUAGUUGCCCAAAAAACUGGUGCAGAUACACUUGCAACAUGACAUGGUAACAAUUCUUUCUUUGCAUCUCCUGAAUAUGGACAUGCAUAUUCUUGUAUGUUGUUCAUGCAGUUAGGUAGUUACUUUGAACCACUUCACAAAAGAAAUGGUAAGUGGUCCCUCAGUCAUUAAAAGAAUAUAAAAUGUUUUCUUUUAGUUAGGACUUCUGGUAAACCCAAUUAUUAUUACUGCGAUAUGUAAUCUGAAAUUUGUAUACAUGAUAAAGCCAGAGCUAGUGGGUAGAGUCAACAUCUGUUUUAUAUUUAUUCAUUUAAAUUUGCAAGAUGAUUGCGUUGAGAGGGCACGCAGUUUUCAGAAAACAAAUUUAGGCAUUUAACUGUGAUCUUCAUUUUCUAAUUGCUUUUGAAACUGCAGAUAUGGAAAGGAGCCAGGUACAUGAGUUUGUUGAUCCGUUAAGUUAUUUUUGAGCUCUGUAAGUCUCCAAGUGCAGAAGAUGACAUCAAAUUUUGUUUCCUCUUUGGUUUUUAUUUCCUUGAAAUAUCAUUUGCAUUCUCAGAAAUAAGUAUCUUCAGGUUUUAUCACCUGAUCCACUCUGCUAUAUUUUGAAAAUCCAUAGGUGCUUUAGGUGCAGCCACUCAUUUAGGUUUUAAGCUCCACUAUUUGUCAGAUGUGGAGGAUGAGUUCUUUGUUCGAAAAUAAAAUAGAUGACCUUUGACUGAUCGAAAAUGGGAUAUCUAUACAAAAGCUUACUGUACAUAACUCCACCAAUGGCAUUUUGCUCUCAUUGUGCUCGGAUUUAUCUAUGGCAUUUUGCUAUCUUUUUGUCAAGAUUUACCCAUGGUACUUAUAAUUUUUUCAAAACUGCCAUUUCUCUUUUUGAUGCGUGUUGGAGAAACUUGCUUAAGUACCUUCUUUCACCAGAUUUUUGUGGCUAUAGUGGAGAGCAAAUUGUUCUCGUCGAAUUUUACAAUGAUGUUUUUUUCCUGUAUUGUGUUUGACCAUGGUAUUCUUUGUGCUGAAAUGCGGUGAGUUGUGUUUGUUCUUCCUUGUUUCACCUCUCUGUAUGACCUUGAAUAUGACUAGACAUGUUGAUUUGUUUUUGGACUGGUCUUGACUUAAUCUGUAAGUGAUAUAUUUUACCCAAAUUUCAGUUUAGAUAAAUAAGAACCUCUUGCAUGAUAUACAUUAAGAAACUUGCAGCCUGUUCAGGUCCUAGGAUCGAGUCCAGGGAUGUUGUUUACCUGUUGGUGUUGGUGUAGGUGCAGUGUGCCUGUUGGAUUUGUCCAACUUUACCUGACUCUAGAUAAGUAAACAUGGUAAUUCUACUUUAUCAUUGGAAGGGGCCUGUUGAAUAAAUUGCAUUAGUGACUUGGGCAACCUCAAGAUGGAUAACUUUUGCUUCACAACAUGGAAGAAAUGACACCUAAUCUCUUGCAGAAAAAGAUUAGGCAACACAUCAUCAGAUAUCUUCCAGUCUUGUUGCCUGUAGCAAUGUUUAUGUCACUUGAUUCUUUCAUGAUUACUUUGUAAAGUCGUGCAGGAAUUUCAAAGUUCCACGUGCAACCCCUAAGAUCCACUUUCUCAUAAGUAAGCCCCUAUACCAACAGCCUUUUUGGAGUUAUUUGCACAAAGAUGCUCCGCCAUCUGUCUUGAAGAAACUUUGGCAUGAAUAAUUCAAGACUUUGAGGGUUUUGGGUGGUUCAUGUUGGUUGGUGAUCUUGUUGAAUACGAUUUGUACGUUUUUAGUCAUUGCAGAUUAUUUUGAUCAUGGAUAAAGAAAAGAAAAUAUAAUAUUGCCAUUUAACUUUUGUUUUCAUGUGGACCUGUGUUCUUUUGGUAGUUGUGUCUAGCUGUUCAUAAUUUAAUUAUUUUCAAAACACAGUUCCACCACUUCAGUUAGGUACCAAGAGUCCCUCAUAUUCAAAAAGGCAUUUUAAAAAAGAUAUAGCACCAAGAGCCUGUAUUUGACACUACUCUAAACAUGUCGAGAAAUUUCUGCAAGACCUGGUAAAACCUUUCUAUUCAACUGUUGGAGUGGUGAUGUCAUGAUAUUACUGCCAACUUACACACUGAAGGGCUCCUGUAUUAAAUAUAUUUUCUUGAUUUGACUUGCUUUUGUGAUUCUGAUUGAAGUCCUCUUAUCCACUUCCACGAAUUGCCUCGACUACCAAAACUUUGCCAAUCUGUAAUCCUUGACAAUGAAUGUUAAUGAUGGGUUUGAUAUCAAUAGUGUUUAUAGAAUGAAAUAGAUUCAAUAAAAGUAUAGAUUCUCUGUAUACCUUCAUAUAACAAAUAAUUUUUAUGAUUCCAAAAUGUCUAAAAGCAUAAGGUUUCAGAUAUGAUGCCACUAUUGCCUUUUCCACUUGACAAUUUACUGAACCUACCUGGUAUGGUUAGUCAACCAAUUUGCUGCAAUCUUUUCCCGCAAUGCUAAAGGCCAUUGAUUUAAUUUUUGUAUCAGCAUUUGCACCUUGAAGUUUCUCUCUAAUAAAGCAUCACUCUUAUUCCAUGCUUGUCAUCCAGAGCCCUCCCCUGGUGGUUUUUUUUAUAAAUUUUAUGUCAGCUCAGAGUAAUAAAACUAAUUAUUUAGAUGUAGUUAACCAUUUUAAUGCACUUACAACCUUAAAUGAUUUAACAAUAUAUUCUCAGAGUAAUACAAAUGUAAUAUGCUUUUGUUGCACAACCACUAAUAUAAGUGACCUCUCCAAAAAAAAAUAAUAAAUAAUAAUAAUAUAAAUGACACCUUUCUGAAUUAUGUUUAGCAAGGAGUUUUUCGAGACAAUCAGGCACUGUAUUUAUGAACCUAUGUUGAUUAUGGGAAAAAUAUCAUCCUGGGAGAUUGAGUACCAUCUGCAAACUCUGUGUGUCUAACUUUUAGAUAUAGGUAAAUUAUCCUAUGGACAAGUAUGACCUGAUUCAUCUCCCUCUUGACUGAAAGCGGGGGCCUGCCCUUUUCAGCUUUCCAAAUGUAGUAAUUAAAAUCUCAAUUUAGUGGGUUGGGAUGAGUGGGAUAGUUAUAUGCCCAUCCAGCUUGAGCUACCUAACUAUAAUGACUGUUGUUCACAGGUCAUUAUGAGAGGUACCAUAGAGGCUUUCGACCACACAAAACCAGACGAGCAAUUUGGCAUCUCAUUAUUUUAUAAGAAAGGAUUUAAAGGUUGACAAUGAUUUUAACCACAAAGGUCGACAAAGAUGAUGGAACUAUAUUAUACAAGUUUUCAUACUUGAGUAGAAUGAGAUGGUUUUCCCUUCUGGUAUUCAAGGCGAUGCAUCUUUGCAUGUGAAUUUCUUUUCAAGAGAAGUUACGCUUUUUACAAGGUCCAAGUGUGUUGGGCUUAUACUGGGCUGGGGCCUCGUAUGGCAACUGAGCUGUGGCCCUUACCUGCUUGUUUCCAUUGUCACGGGUCCUGUAUGGGCAUGUUUAAUGCUAUCCAGUAUUAAUUAAGCUCUGAUGACUUUAUAUCAAUUGUGCUCUGAUGGCACGUUGUUGUGGCCCUUUUGUUUCUGAAAUUCACUAAUGUUUUCUGAUGUGUGUUUUUUAAUUUUUGGGGUACAAAAUGUUGUGUUGUGUUAUGUUACUGAAGUUGUGAGAAAAAUGAGUAGUAGCACUCUGAUCUAUCUAAUGGAUUAUGUCAUGCAUGGUAGCUGAAAAAAUUCAAACUCUGUGGCUAAUGACAGGUGCAAUAGAGGCCUAGACAGCCUAUUGAGUUACAUCAUGGCCUAAGAUCAAGGGUGGAAGCAAUCCAAUCUGGUGCAUCGUUUGUCGCCAUGUGGCGCACGCUGUAUGCUAUGGUUGAUUGCCAGCUGUCCUUGCAAUUUCCUCCACAUUAGGAUGCCUAUGGCUUCUCUUUCAUCUUCUUCAUUGGUGCCUUGUGCAACAUAGGGCCUUUCAGGUUGGUCUCAUUGGAUUCUCAGCAAGAUGACAGCCAUUGGCGGAAAAGGAUGGGGGCUGUAGCUGUGGAAAAUUUCAAAGUUCAGUAGUCUUAUCAGAUAAAAAGAGUUUCUUUGCUCUCCUUACAUCAAGAUCUUGGCACUUGCAUUCGUACAUCGGAAGGCAUUCUGAUGAGUUUCUUCUCAUCUUCACUUUUGAAUGAUGGAGCCCUAACUUAUUGAGACUACCACCCAACCAGGUGAUAGAAAUUCUCUUCAGUCUUUCAGGUGUUUUCAUCGCAGCGCCUGGAUUAACAUCGAGCGGCUCCUGGUUUGUCAUAAAUUCUGCUUAGUCUUGUAAUCUUGACAGCUUUGGCACUGUUGGAUUGAGGUCUUGUCAUUGUUAGCCUCCUGCUCAUGAUUGGAUAGCCAUGAUUGCGAUGGAUGGCGGCGCGAAAAUGCAGGCCACUUGGAAUGGCCAGAGAGAUGACGGCAUUGUGCUGCAACUUGUAUGCCCAUGCUGCCUGUCCAUUUCAACUGGUUGGAGCACUAAUGGAGUUUCCACCCAAUGCUAAUUCUUGACCUUCAAGUCUUGUUGGAACCAUGUAUCUGACUCAUAUCACCAAUCUUCUUGUUAAUUUCAAUGACACUGGAUAUAAGCUGCUGUAUUUAGUCAGCUCCAUUCUGGAAA
Messenger RNA from Phoenix dactylifera (date palm), 6400 nucleotides. Its product is annotated as S-adenosyl-L-methionine-dependent methyltransferases superfamily protein. The record is from RefSeq and is a predicted model, not a curated record. NCBI's taxonomy places the organism in Eukaryota, Viridiplantae, Streptophyta, Magnoliopsida, Arecales, Arecaceae.